Molecule: messenger RNA, 1209 nt
Organism: Drosophila montana
Lineage: Eukaryota; Metazoa; Arthropoda; Insecta; Diptera; Drosophilidae
Product: aquaporin-like
Exons: 3
Coding region: 16-909 (297 amino acids)
Biological process (GO): transmembrane transport
Cellular component (GO): plasma membrane
Molecular function (GO): channel activity
Source: RefSeq, a predicted model, not a curated record
CAAUACAUUGAAAUCAUGUCACAACAACAGCAACAACAACAACAACAACAACAACAGCAACAACAACAAUCGGUGCCCACAAUCGCAGCUUUGCUCAAUCAGCAGCUGCAUCGCGGGGAGCAGCAGCCGCCGUCCAGCAAAUUUCAGCUGUCCGAGAAGAAAAUGAUUAAAAGAACCCAGAUUCUGGACAAGGUAUGCAUCGUCUUUGGCGAGCUGAUUGCGACGGCCUUCCUAAUAUACCUGGGCUGCAUGGGCUGUGUGCAGACUCCUCUGAUCGCCAACUCGCACAUCCAGAGUGCAAUUAGUUUUGGAUUUGUCGUGCUCAUCUGCAUUCAGUGCUUCGGUUGUGUGUCCGGUGCGCAUCUCAAUCCCGCCGUAACAUUGGCCAGCUAUGUGUACAAGCAGAUAUCGUGGCCAAUGGCUCUGGCCUUCUUCGUGGCCCAAAUGCUGGGCGCCUUCAUUGGAUAUGGACUGCUGAAAGCAUCAUUGCCCGACAAUAUUAUCUGCAGCACGAUAACCCCGCAAGGUGCCUGUCUGACCACCGUCGCCAGCGGCGUCGCACUAUGGCAGGCUGUCCUCAUCGAGUUCCUAAUCACCUGUGUGCUGAUCACCAUCUGUUGCGGUGUUUGGGAUCCACGUAACGCUAAAUUCCAGGACUCGGUGCCCGUACGCUUUGGUCUGGCCAUUGCGUGUUUAUCCCUAACUGCGGGUCAGUUUACGGGCGCGAGCAUGAACCCAGCCCGUUCAUUCGCCCCGGCUGUAUGGAACAAUGCCUGGGAGAAUCACUGGGUCUACUGGGUGAGUCCCUUGGCCGCCGCUUUGGUCACAUCGCUUGUCUACAAGCAUGUUUUCCGGCGCCAGGUAAACGAAGCCGAAAAACCGAUCCAAAAUAACGAGUCACAGCCGUAGGAGCCACCAUUAAUUAAUUCAAAAAGUGUUAUGUGAAUAGGUCUAGCUAUAUUUAAAUUUGCAAGUGAAUUCGAUAUAAACAAUAAUGGUACAAAUUACCACAGCUGCAUGUUUAGCCGACACAAGUUCGGGGUUUCUACUAAAACGGAAAUAUAAUGGCGCAAAGUAAACUAAAAACCUCGAGCUCGAGCCAGCUUAACAUCCAGCCAGACAUUAGAAAGGUCGCCAAAACAAAUAACAAUUAAUCAAUAUGUAUGUCGUGUGGCCUAAGGGCAAUAAAAUAAAUCAGUUUAAUGAAAA